Molecule: messenger RNA, 1849 nt
Organism: Gastrolobium bilobum
Lineage: Eukaryota; Viridiplantae; Streptophyta; Magnoliopsida; Fabales; Fabaceae
Exons: 6
Coding region: 1-1713 (570 amino acids)
Source: RefSeq, a predicted model, not a curated record
AUGGGGUCCAGUAGCAGCAAAGGCACUUCUUCAUCUUGCAGUGGCAGUUUUCGAAAGGGUCGAUCUAGGGGCCAUAGAGGUUUCCCAUCUUAUUGUCUAGGAACAACGUCUGGAUCUCGUGACACUGAUAAUGACGACGACGAGGUUUGUGAUCAGAAUAAAGUAAAUGGAAGUGAUGCUACGUACACCAGUGGCAAUGAAAUAGACUCAGAUGAAGUGAAAACAGAAUCUUUUAGAAAGUUGAAAUCUGAUAAAUCGGAUGAAAUUCCUUGUAUGCCUUCUAACAUUGACCUUGAUGACUGGGAUCACACUGCAUCCAGAACUGGUAGCAGCUCGGCCCAUACUUCUUCAACUCAGUCCUUGAACCCUUCAAGUCGAUUCCUUUCUCGCUUUAGCCUCAUUCCUGGUAAUAUAAGCUUCAGACUUAGCAGAACCACCAGUUUGGGGUCAUCUAGGCCUUGCCCUGCUUCUUCUGCAAGCCUCUCAAUAUUUAACAAUGAAGAUGAGCUCAAUCUGCACUCAGGGCCUCCUGACAGCUUGAUUAAUAGAAAUGAAACUCCACAACAUAGUGACGUGAUUAAUGCAUCUUUUGUUAGUCGAGUGCCUAUACAGUAUCAUGAAGAUGCUUCUAAUAAUUUAAGUUCUAAUACCUCAGCAUUGGGUUUUCAUGGCAACUUGCAGAGCAGUCCCACACUUUCUCCUAUCCAGGAUGUGGAUGGAAAUGGAGAUGGUUCAAGAGAAGUGCCGGAUAUGAGCUUUUUUCCUCGAAGAAUUCAUAAUGAGACAGAAAAUCUUGAGACUAGACAUACUGAUAGACGAAAUGGAGCUCGAGAACCUGUUGAACCUAAUGUUAGUUUUAGCAGAACUUUAAGUGUUGGAAGGCUUCGAGACAGAGUUCUCCGCCGAUCAACAAUAUCCGACUUCACCUUUUGCCCUCUGCAACAGGAGAGAGAAGUGAGAGAUGCUAAUCAGGAUAAUGGAAGACAAGUAUGGGAGAGAGAUACAAGAGUGUUACCAUCUGGUCGUAAUGCUGUAAAUUCUCCUUCUACAUCUGGAUCUCCUCUACCCAGUAUGUCUAGCUCCAUGUUUAGCAACCAAGACUAUGAGCUUGAGACUUCAAGAUCAAGAGAAACUAGGUAUCAGGAUCUACUGGAACAUAGGUCGAAUUUCCUUGAACGGAGAAGAAGAAUACGAUCCCAGGUUCGCGCUCUUCAGCGAUUGGGAAGCCGGUUUGAAAAUCUUUCUGGACAUGACAGAUCGUGUAUCUUGUCCGGUCAACAUAGAAAUGGUCGUUGUACAUGCCGAAUCAUUAGUCGUGAUACCAAUACAAAUGAUGAUACCAAUGCUAGAGCUAGCAUAUCAAGAAUUGUUAUGCUAGCUGAAGCCUUAUUUGAGGUUCUGGAUGAAAUUCAUCAGCAAUCUGUGGUUUUAUCUUCCCGCCCUUCUGUCUCUUCUAUUGGAUCUGUUCCUGCACCUAUUGAAGUUGUGGAAUCCUUGCCUGUGAAAUUAUACACAAAGUUGCACAAACAUCAAGAAGAACCUGUACAAUGCUAUAUAUGCCUUGUGGAGUAUGAGGAUGGAGACAGCAUGCGAGUACUGCCUUGUCAUCAUGAAUUUCAUAGAACAUGUGUAGACAAGUGGCUGAAGGAGAUUCACAGGGUAUGCCCACUAUGUAGGGGGGACAUCUGUAUAUCUGAUUCACUGCCAACAUAGAACAAAAGUGGCAAUUUGUUAAAGUGUUACACAUUCACUAAUGUGACUCUCAGAAGAAGCUCAUUCCUUUCUGCUAGUAUUGUCAUUGUUGUCAAUGAUUAUUUACUCCAAUUUCUGAAUAAACAGCAAACCAUGG